This is a messenger RNA of Papilio polytes (common Mormon), 870 nucleotides long. It is a transcript of the gene Rad1, whose product is annotated as cell cycle checkpoint protein RAD1. Lineage: Eukaryota; Metazoa; Arthropoda; Insecta; Lepidoptera; Papilionidae. Gene Ontology annotation, molecular function: 3'-5' exonuclease activity. The record is from RefSeq and is a predicted model, not a curated record. The coding region runs from base 1 to 810 and encodes 269 amino acids. Gene Ontology annotation, cellular component: checkpoint clamp complex; nucleus. Gene Ontology annotation, biological process: DNA damage checkpoint signaling; DNA repair. The transcript has 6 exons.
AUGGAUGAAGGUACAUCUCAAUAUUAUUUCACUGCUUCAAUGGAGUCUGGGAAAAUAUUAUGUAGUUUGUUAAAGGCAAUACAAUUCCAAGAGUGUGCAGUAUUUUGUGCGAUGUCGGAAGGAUUGAAGCUAACAGUGGAAGAAGGGAAAUGUGUUCAAGCUUCAGCUUAUGUACCUGCUGACAAUUUUACCGAGUACCACGUCAGAGAAGAUGUGGAUGUUAUGUUUAAGAUAAGUAUAGCAGUAUUGGCCGAGUGCUUGAACAUUUUUGGUUCAGCUGAAGAAUCAAGUUUGAAGAUGUAUUACAGAUGUGAAGGAUCACCUUUACUUUUAGUUCUCCAACCGCAAUCAGUACACAAUGUGAUGACGGACUGUGAGAUAUCAACACAGACACCGGAUUCUUUGCUAGAUCUGCGCGACGCUGACUCAGAUGAAGUCGCCAAGUUAGUGCUCAAAGCCCCGGCGUUCCUCGCAUUGUUGGCUGAUUUAGAAAGAUCCUGUGAUGUACUGGAAUUGAAUCUAUCACCUGAACAUCCUAAUGUUAGCAUUGUUACCUACGGUAUGCAGGACCGGUCUUGUAUAGAGAUGCCCAAGUCUUCGGACAUGGUGGCAAGUUUCAGUUGUGAACGUGAAGUCACUCUCAGAUAUCAACUACAUCAUAUACGACUUCUUAUGAAGGCACUUGCACUCUCCUCAAAGGUUGUUUUAAGAUUUAGUAGCAACGGGGUGUUGUUAUUGCAACUGAAACUUGAGAAAGAAGACCAAAGGCAGAUGUUCUCAGAGUUCUAUAUUGUGCCUUUACUUGACUGAACAUGUUAACUUAUUAUGUAACUUAAAUAGGUUAAUGCAAUAAAAUUGAUUCAAAGAAAA